Molecule: messenger RNA, 4489 nt
Organism: Gymnodraco acuticeps
Lineage: Eukaryota; Metazoa; Chordata; Actinopteri; Perciformes; Bathydraconidae
Gene: sel1l
Product: SEL1L adaptor subunit of ERAD E3 ubiquitin ligase
Exons: 21
Coding region: 462-2921 (819 amino acids)
Biological process (GO): ERAD pathway
Cellular component (GO): endoplasmic reticulum membrane
Molecular function (GO): protein binding
Source: RefSeq, a predicted model, not a curated record
AGUCUCGAUCAGUAGUAGGAGCUUAACAUGGGUAGCUAAGUAGUAUCUGGUUAAUAUAAAUAAAAAGCCUUGCAUGUCGCUGUAAAACUUGGAUGAUUGAGAGUACCGAGAGGUAGUAGGAAACCAUUUAUUACACUAAGGAGUUGCGUCUCAUUCAUAAUAUUGCGCUGUUUGGUUGGUCUUUCGUGUGGCUAUGUAACACUAGCGUGUUAGCUAGCUAACGUUAAACGUCAGUUACAACUCUGCUAGCGCAAGUUGCAUCGAAAUCUGUUAGCUUGUUUGACAGCCACAGGAGCUAAAGUCAACUAGGGUUUAUAUCAAGACAACACGGUUCCGUUUUGUUGAGCGUCGGAGAGUUUAUUUAAGCUGAAUAUUAUAGUGUGACCCAACUGUAAAUGUUUGGCGAUAGAAGUAGCAGCAGCUACAGCUAGCAGAGCGUUAGCUUGUCGACAUCAACAACAAUGGGCUAUAAAAGGUAUUUUAAGACGGCAAGAACCUUGUAUUUGUUCACCAUUCUGCUGAUAGUCUUCGUCAAAGGAAUAACAGCUGAUGAAGAGCAACAGGGGAACGACGGGCCAGAACUAAAGUCUUACCAUGACCCAGACGGUGAAGAGGAAGACGUCCGCCUGGCAGGGGAGGUUGUGGCCGGUGCCUCUGUGACCUCUCGUCAUGAAAUCUCGCAGCCAGAAGAGGAGAAACCGUCACCUGAGGAAGGACUUGAGGGAGAGGAGAAGGAGGACCUGCCUGAGCAGCCUCCUCCUGUUGAGGAGAAACCCAAAGAGAUUCCUGUGGUGAAUGGUGGUACAUCCCAUGGAGAGCCCUGCAUCUUCCCCUUCCGCUUCAUGGACAAGGAGUACUCGGACUGUACCACUGACGGACGGGGGGAUGGGCGGCUGUGGUGCGCCACCAAGUACCACUAUGACUAUGAGAAGAAGUGGGGAUUCUGUGAGACGGAGGAGGAGGCGCAGCAGCGACUGCAGGUGGAGGAGACGGAUGAGCAGUACCUGACGGUGCUGCGCAUGCUCAACGCCACCACCAGGAGGACCCAGAAGAAAGAAUUGUACGAGAAGCUGCUGAAGAUAGCGGAUAAAGGCCACCAGAAAGCCAUGGAGAAGGUGGGGUACGCCAUGUUGUUUGGAGACUACCUGAGCCAAAACGUCACCAUGGCCAGAGAAAUGUUUGAGAAGCUCGCCAUAGAAGGCUCGCCUAAAGCCCAGACGGCUCUUGGCUUUCUGUACGCAGCAGGACUUGGAGUUAAUUCCAGUCAGGCUAAGGCCCUGGUUUACUACACUUUCGGCGCUCUGGGUGGAAACUUGGUAGCCCAUAUGAUCCUGGGAUACAGAUACUGGGGAGGUGUAGGUGUUCCUCAGAGCUGUGAGUCAGCACUGACACACUACAGGCUGGUGGCAAAUCAAGUGGCCAGUGACGUGUCUCUGACGGGGGGCUCGGCGGUGCAGAGGAUCCGGCUGCUGGAUGAGGUGGAGAACCCGGGGUCCACCAGCGGGAUGUUGGAGGAGGACCUGAUCCAGUACUAUCAGUUUCUAGCUGAGAAAGGAGACGUGCAGGCUCAGGUGGGGUUAGGUCAGCUACACCUGCAUGGAGGACGCGGAGUAGAACAGAAUCAUCAGAGGGCGUACGACUACUUCACACAGGCUGCAAAUGCAGGGAAUACACACGCUAUGGCUUUCCUCGGCAAGAUGUACUCUGAAGGCAGCGAGUAUCUCCAUCAGAACAACGAGACAGCCCUGCAGUACUUUAAGAAGGCCUCUGACCUGGGUAAUCCAGUGGGACAGAGUGGCUUAGGCAUGGCCUACCUAUAUGGAAGAGGUGUACCGGUGAACUAUGAGCUGGCCCUGAAGUACUUCCAGAAGGCAGCAGAGCAGGGCUGGGUGGACGGACAGCUGCAGCUGGGCACCAUGUAUUACAAUGGCAUUGGUGUGAAGCGUGACUACAAGCAGGCGCUUAAAUUCUUCAACCUGGCCUCCCAGGCGGGUCACAUCCUGGCCUUCUACAACCUGGCCCAGAUGCACGCCACCGGUACCGGAGUGAUGCGCUCCUGCCACACAGCUGUGGAGCUCUUCAAGAACGUGUGUGAGCGCGGCCGCUGGUCAGAGCGUCUCAUGUCGGCCUACGGCAGCUUUAAGGAGGGAGAGCCGGACGCCGCGCUGGUGCAGUACCUGCUGCUGGCUGAGCAGGGCUACGAGGUCGCCCAGAGCAACGUGGCCUUCAUCCUGGACCAGAAAGGUGUGAGGAUCUUCACUGAGAAUGAGACCUACCCUCGUGCUUUGCUCCACUGGACCCGAGCUGCGGCACAAGGUUACACUGUGGCGAGGAUAAAACUAGGAGACUACCAUUUCUACGGCUACGGGACGGACGUGGACUAUGAGACGGCGGUCAUCCACUACAGGCUGGCCUCCGAGCAGCAGCACAGCGCCCAGGCCAUGUUUAACCUGGGGUACAUGCAUGAGAAGGGGCUGGGCAUCAAACAGGACAUCCAUUUAGCCAAGCGUUUCUACGACAUGGCGGCUGAAGCCAGUCCUGAUGCUCAGGUCCCGGUGUUCAUGGCUCUGUGCAAGCUGGGCCUGGUUUACACUCUGCAGUACCUGCAGGAUCUCAAUGUGAGUGAUCUUAAUUUAAAGGAGCUGAUCACUGAGGUGGACCUGGACCAGCUGCUGGGCCCCGAGUGGGACCUCUACCUCAUGACGGUCAUCGCCCUGCUGUUGGGCACGGUCAUCGCCUACAGGCAGCGCCAGCACCAAAUCAUAGUUCCCCCUCGUCCCCCUGCCCCCGCCCCUGCGCCCCCGCCUCCUCCCAGACCCCCUCAAGAGCCAUCGCAACCCCAGGCCGAGCCCCAGGACCAGGGGGACGCCCAGGGGGACGCCCAGGGCCCGGCCCAGGAGGAGCAGGAGGAGCAGCAGUGAGAGGAGGCCAGCCGGAGCGAGGGCAGUGAGAGACUCUCCGUGGAGCAGAUGGCGCUCACUAGCUGAAUACCUGCUAGCCUCAGCGCCUCUCUUCGCUCCACAGCUGACAGAUAGUGACUGCUGAGCUCUGCAGUCCCACAUCUCCCUCUCUCCUUUUAAAAUGAGCUGGUCCUGUGCUGAAGAGAGACAGCGGGGGUGUUUCUGGACAGAACAGAGUGCUGGGGGAGGAUAACACAGACUUGGGACUUGCUAGUCUGUGACUCAGGACACUGCCAGAAGAAGCACCUGUGCUCUCACCAUGACAAACAGCUCUUUGGUUGCCAGAUCAAAGGACGUUUGGACUAAUCAAAAUAGUUGGAAUCUAAAAUGUGCGUUAGUUUCUUCGCACUUUCCCAUUUUUUUUGUUUUUUUUGUUGGAGGAAAUCACACUCAGCGGAACUGCCUCAAUCCUAAUUUAGAAAAAAAAUAUCAGGCAGGAAAAUGUCAAUUCAGAUCAUUUUUAUUUGCUAGUUGGUAAAGAACGUUUUUGCAUGUGUCGUCUGAACAUUUUCAUUUUAGCCACUCUUUAUCAGAGUGAACCAAUUUGCAUCGCAAUAAUGGGUUAUUUGUUUAGUUGAUAUGUCGGGUCAUUACCUUUUUACACCUGCAAUAAGAAGAAAGGAAAAUGUAUUUAACAUAAUGUGCUCAAAUGUUUUAAAGCCAUGUGAUUAUCAUUAGAAUGAGAGCGAGUAACCUCUAAAGCAGUGUACUUUAAUGGAUAGGAUAUCUGUGCAGGAUAGAUGAUUUAAUACUGAGCACACGGGUUGAAGUGUGUUACAAAAUGGCAGAUACAAAGAAGGAGAAGCUGCUUAAUCCUCAUCCUAGAUGCAGAUCAAAAUGAAUGAGUCUUUUUGGGGAGUGAAAUCAUAGAACAUAGGCUUUUUAAAUAUUUAAAAGAAUAAAAAAACAAAUGAAAUAUGAUCUACACAGUGAAAUGAAAUGAAUUACUAUUUUAUUUAAUCAACAGGCUUUAUUUUCAUUCUAGUAGUCGUCAUAUCAAUGAUUUCUCUCAACCCGUUUCCGCCUUCUUUUUAGUUUAUUAAGAAUUAACUAGCAGAAAUUGGAGCAGCCUUAAAGAAAGCAGCGCCUCAAACUCUGAAUUGUUUGUGGAUACUUUUUUUUCUGUGUGUUUGGUUACAUAACUUGUGAGAAUAUUCCACCCCCUCACCAAAAGUCCAAGUUGGAUUUCUGCCUACACUUUUCAGCUCAGAUGGACUCUGAGAGAUGAAGCCAUGGUUUAGGCCGUACAGUAUUUAUCCAAACAACAUGAGGGACUUCUAAUUUUGCCACAUGCAGUUUUCUUUCAGUUUAGUUUAGUCCAUGUGUUCAGCUCCACAGUACGUGCUUGUUGUUGGUUAUUGAGAGGUGAUCCGCCCAUAUGUCUGCAUGAAGUAAAAAAGGGACCAUGAUGAGAAAUGAUUCCGAACAUAGAUACUACACACAGUUCUCAAUUUGUCGACAAGACUGCAUUUUUACCAUCACAAAUACAAGUUUAUAAAGAAAUUAAUAAAUGAUAUAUGGAUAUUUAA